GCCCAAUUCGGUUCUAUCUGACUCAGAACCAAUCGGCAAUCUGACCGGUUUUCAGUUGAAUCGGUUGAACCAACCGGUUUGGUUCUUAAAACACCGAUCUAAACAUAAGGUACACGUGGGCAACAACAGUACUGCGGCGACCCAAACGCCUCGGAAGCACUUUUGCACGCCACGCUCGUAACCUUAAGCUCUGAAGGACACGCCGCCGGAGGUAGCUGGUGGAUUGGCUCCGUUUCUGGAGUUACAAUCGCAUUUGCCAAGAACAACCAGUACCCAAAUCUAAUUAAUUACAUUUUGCUCCCUCCAAUAUGCAAGCAUUGGGGUUUUCAGUUUCAGUCCCAUAUUGCAAUCCCAGAUUCUCAAUCAAUCCCUCCUCUACCAUUGGCUUCGAUUUGAGUUGUGGAUUUUCUAAACCAAUCAGAGAUAGAAUACCUUGCUGGAAGAGUAGUAGCUAUGUCGUUCGUGCUCAAAAGAAUGACGAUGAUGGGUUUUACAUGAGAAAAAGUGUUGAACUUGCAAGAAAGGGUUUAGGGUAUACAAGCCCUAAUCCAUUAGUUGGAUGUGUUAUUGUCAAAAAUGGUGAAGUGGUUGGUCAAGGUUUCCAUCCUAAACCUGGCCAACCUCAUGCUGAGGUGUUUGCUCUGAGAGAUGCUGGUGAUUUAGCCGAGAAUGCGACAGCUUAUGUCAGCUUGGAGCCUUGUAAUCAUUUUGGGAGGACUCCGCCAUGUACUGAGGCUCUCAUUAAAGCCAAUGUUAAAAAGGUUGUUGUUGGGAUGGUGGAUCCAAAUCCCAUUGUGGCAUCCAAAGGGGUAGAUAGAUUAAGAGGUGCCGGAAUUGAAGUUGUCGUUGGCGUCGAGGAAGAACUGUGCAAGAGCAUCAAUGAGGCCUAUAUUCAUCACAUGUUGACUGGGAAGCCACUGCUUACUUUGAGGUACUCUCUUUCUGUCAACGGGAACUUGUUGGACUCACUUGGGAAUGGAGUUACAGACUCUGGUGGAUACUAUUCUAGGCUAUUACAAGAAUAUGAUGCAGUUAUACUGUCUUCUUCCUUAUUCCGUGAAAGUUUGUCUGCUGACUUGGUACCUUCAUCUCAAGAAUCUGGAGCCAAUCAACCUAUUCAGAUUAUUAUGCAUAAAGAUCAUGGUUUUUCAAAUCAAAUUCCAUUAGUCAUCAAUGAAGUUACUGGUAAAAUGAUAAUCUUUACAGAUUGUAGAACAGCAACAGCUCCAGAAGAGGCUCAACAAGGAAUUGAAAUUGUAUCUUUGGAUCAAAUAAAUCUGGAUGUGAUCUUGGAUUAUUGUAAUCGUCAAGGAUUGUGCAGUGUUCUGUUAGAUAUGAGAGGGAAUUUGAAUGAAUAUGAAGAGCUUGUUAAAGAGGGUAUUGAGAAGAAAUAUAUUAAUAAAUUUGUGACAGAAAUUUUGCCAGUUUGGAAUGGAUGUAAUCAGAAUGAUCCUCUAUUGCCAUUAAAGAACUUAGAUCACAGAGUAAAAGUGGCAAAUUUACGCUCCGUGGCAUCGGCUCAAAGUGUCAUAAUUGAAGGAUAUCUGAAUUUUGAAUAAUUGGAUUCACAGAUGCCCAGGACUCCCAUCUGCCAGUUCUUUUUGUGCUACGUUUUUCAAGGGCAGUAUGCGUUCAUGUAGACUAAAACUUAAAGGCAGUUUUCGCAUUUUGCCCGGUGGAAACUCAGAGUGUUUAUGCUAUGAGCGACUAUCUUUUACUUGCAUUUAUUUGGGACCACAUAUUUAUGAGCUGGAAUUUGUUGCUUGUAUGCCACAUGUUUCAUGUGGAUUCUAAACUGUGGAUGUGAGCAAUUUGAUUUGAUCGGGAUUCUGGAUAGUUUGUAUGACAGAUUCACAAAUAGCAAAGAAAACAGCACAUAAUUUAAGCUUCCCUUUUCAUCUGCAUCUUUUAUCUGUUUAGUUUGUGAUGCUAGAUCUCCAUUUGAAAGGACUCCCAAGUACAACACAGACAUAGGGACCUCAAAAGAACAAUCUAUUAAGGUGAAUUACCUCAUCAAUAAGCAAACACGCAGAUACCCUUUUGCCCGAGCUUCAGUGUCUGCGGUCUAAAGGUGCUUCAACCUUCCAACUUGUUUGCAUUGUCACUGUCAACCCCAAAUUCUUACUUAGAGCUUAGAAAAUUGUUUAAUCAUUAAUUGUCAUUUUAUAAAAAUGAUACUUUGAUCUGAUGAAAGAACCGUUGUAAGCUGUUA
Cicer arietinum (chickpea) is the source of this 2212-nucleotide messenger RNA. Its product is annotated as riboflavin biosynthesis protein PYRD, chloroplastic. Lineage: Eukaryota; Viridiplantae; Streptophyta; Magnoliopsida; Fabales; Fabaceae. Gene Ontology annotation, biological process: riboflavin biosynthetic process. Gene Ontology annotation, molecular function: zinc ion binding; diaminohydroxyphosphoribosylaminopyrimidine deaminase activity. The record is from RefSeq and is a predicted model, not a curated record.